AUGAUACUAUACAAGGACAGAAAACAUUGAGAAAGCUGUAUUAGUACGUCACCACGAGCAUUUUCACCUGGAGCAUCAGUACAGCAGUUUAAUGCUAUUCCACCUCCUCCAGCUGGUGGUGCACCGGUCGGUCAACCACAGGGAGUCGCACUUGUUGCUGCACCACAACAAGUGCCUAACAAUGCUCCUGUUGGUGUAAUUAGGCCUGCAAUUUCAGCUGCCGGUCGGGGACCUAUUGAACCGAUCCCACAACAACAGCUUCUUAAUAGUCUAUUAGGAUCAAGAAUUACAUUGCAUGAAUUUGAUUCAAAUGGAUAUAACGCGGAAGGAGGUGGUCCAGUUGCAGUAGGCGAAGCAUUGUCUUGUGAUUUCGAUUUUCGUCCAUGUUGCUGGGCUAAUGUUCCACCACCAGAUGACCAACUUGACUGGCACUUAGCUAAUGGCGCACCUGAUUCACCGCAGUUCCGGAAUGCGCCUUUUCCAAGUGGUAAUUAUUUGAUUACCUAUGCGAGCAGCUCAGCACCUUCAGACGAAGCACAAUUUGCAUCGUGUGCUAUUGGUUGCGCAUCUUCACCUAUUAUCAUAAGGGCAAGACAUUGGCAGUCAGAAAAUGUUUUGUUGCAAGUAUGUCAACGAGAAUCAUUUCCAAACACUGUUAACUUUAAUCCCCUAUUAAAUUGCCAAGAAUUUCCUCUUGUAAAUGGUCUUGGCGCCACCGAACUGGUUCUCCCAAAAGCUUCUCUCAUUGAUAUUGUAUUUGUGGCAAGUAAUUUUGUCAGCGAACGGGGUGAUAUGGCAAUUUUGGAUGAUAUUGAAGUAAUUUAUGAAAGUGAUGGCGAUGAUUGUGGGAUUGAACAGGAGGAACGAAAAGGACAAACGGACGAAAAAGCAGCAAUAACGAGUACAAAAGAACCUGCUGCUGCAAAUAUUGAUGCUUCACAUUCCGCAGCAAAUUCUACAUCACAAAUAACACUUGGGGAAGAGAAAUCAUUUAAUGAAAUUAAAGCAACUGAAACAAUAUCGUUAGCUGCAUCUGCAGCUGGAUCACAUUCUUCGGGACCACGUUCUGGAUCUAGUGGUCCUGCUCUUCCAUCAUCACCUGAAAUAACGCUAGUACCAGCCUCUUCAGACAAAAGUCAAGCAUUCGCAUCCAAGACCACUACCUCUUUAUCACUCAUUUGCAAAACAAUCAAAUGCUCAUUCGAAAAUCGAAAUAUGUGCAAUUACAAAGAGGCGCAUCAAACGGAGUCAAUACGCGGCGUGACAACAAGUUUCCAAGUGGUCACUGGACAAUACAUGAAUAAAGUUACCGGGAUUAAAGAAGGAACUGAAGGCGAUUAUUAUGCAGCAACAUUUUUAUAUCCAAGAGAAAUGGCUGGAUUAGCAGCGCAUAUUGCUGACUUAAAAGAACCAAUCCGAUUGCGAUUCCAAUAUUACGAGGGAACACAUGGCGUACAACUGAAAGGCUGUUGCGAAAGUUUGGAACACUGCUUGUUCGCAUCUGAUAAAUUUGUUAGUGUGAGCGAUAGAACAUGGAAACUUACCGCAUUCACUUGUCCAGCUGGUACCUCUAAGAUUUUAUUUGUCUGCGAAAAUACAAGGACAAAUCAAGGAGCUUGUGCAAUAGAUGAUAUUCAAGUGAUCGAGAGUGGUGCCGUGGACUUGCGAACAGCAAGGACACUUUGCUGA
Molecule: messenger RNA, 1689 nt
Organism: Acanthocheilonema viteae
Lineage: Eukaryota; Metazoa; Nematoda; Chromadorea; Rhabditida; Onchocercidae
Source: the annotation of a GenBank genome assembly